Messenger RNA from Lolium rigidum, 1425 nucleotides. Its product is annotated as tRNA N(3)-methylcytidine methyltransferase METTL6. Lineage: Eukaryota; Viridiplantae; Streptophyta; Magnoliopsida; Poales; Poaceae. The record is from RefSeq and is a predicted model, not a curated record. Bases 53 to 1036 code for a protein of 327 amino acids. The transcript has 8 exons.
UAGAGGUCGUGACAAGGUAGGAGCGAAAGGAAGACGGCGGCUGGCGGCUGCCAUGGACGGGGGUGGAGAACGGGAGAGCACCAAGCACGAGGUGGAGGCGGAGUACCACUGCCACGACUUCGACUGGGAGGACCUCCGGGCGGAUGUGGAAGCUAACCCUUCUUUCUCCUAUCACCUGUGCCCUUUCCCCACGACCACGGCCACCGACGCGCCGCCAGCACCGCCGUCGGAGGCCUGGAAAAGCUUCCACCGUCGCCACGCAUCCGGCAAGUUCUUCAAGGAAAGGAGAUAUCUUCUGAAGGAAUUUCCUGAACUAAUUAACAGCAAAGAAUGUGCAAAGGUUCUAGAGGUGGGGUGUGGGAAUGGAAGCACUGUUGUAUCAAUUCUACGAUGUAGUCCAAGCAUCACUGUCUAUGCUUGUGAUUGUAGUGAAGAUACUCUACAGAAAGCAAAUGAGAUUGUGUUCAAUACACAAGGGGUUGAUGCCAAGGAUAGGUUCCACCCUUUUUUACUGGAUGUUUCUAAAGAAGCAUUUCCAGAUUGGCUGUUCUGUAAUUGGUGUCAAAGUUUUGGUGCAAAGGCUGUUGACCUCUCACUAGAUUCAGGUCAUCAUAAUAUAAGGAACGAACAACCAAUUGUGCUGAAGGAAAAUCAGUGUUGUAUUCACGGCAUAGAUGUUAUUACUAUGAUAUUUACGUUGUCAGCCAUACCAUAUGACAUAAUGUUAGCUACUCUACGGCGGUGUGUUUCUGUUCUGAAACCAGGUGGCCUUGUUCUAUUCAGGGAUUACGGCAUCUAUGACAUGACGAUGCUUCGAUUUUUGCCUCACCAAAGAGUGGGGUUUCGGGAAUAUAUUCGUGCUGAUGGUACCUUCUCGUACUACUUCUCGUUGGACACUGUGAGAGAACUCUUUGAUGCUGCUGGACUACUGGAGUUGGAGCUCGAAUACUGCUGUGUGAGAUCAGUGAACAGAAAGAAUGGGAAGAACAUGCGACGUGUAUGGGUGCACGGCAAAUUUCAAAAACCCACAAGUUAACGCCGUAUUGAGAUGCUGAGCUGGCUGGGGUAGUUUACUUGCUGGGUGAGGAAGCGAGGCCCUCCAGCUCAGAGCGAACACACGGGACGCCACAGUUUUAGUGAAGCAACUUCCAGUCGAGGUCAUCUUUGAGGCUGACAUGCUCAAACAAAGUGCAGCGAUGUCUGUGGACACGAAAAGUUGGUUAUUGGAGAAGGACCCCCAAGUGUUCCUUCAACUUCUCAUGAUUUGGAUCUCACAACCUGGUUUCUUUGGUCUGGCCUCCGGACCAGUUAUUCCGAAUUGCAGCACAUGUAGCUCAUCUUUUCUGUUUUCUUGACAGACAUGUAUCAUUUUUUUUUUACAAUCAUGUAGCGCAUCUGUUAAUUAAAGACGGAACUUUGGAAACA